Ochotona princeps (American pika) is the source of this 970-nucleotide messenger RNA. Its product is annotated as ret finger protein-like 4A. The record is from RefSeq and is a predicted model, not a curated record. The transcript has 3 exons. Gene Ontology annotation, molecular function: protein binding. Gene Ontology annotation, biological process: regulation of DNA-templated transcription. Bases 182 to 970 code for a protein of 262 amino acids. Lineage: Eukaryota; Metazoa; Chordata; Mammalia; Lagomorpha; Ochotonidae.
GGCCUCCUCGCCUGCGCUCCGCCGCUGUCACCCUCCGAGGCGGCCCCCGAGCCUUGUGCGCGUCCUGACCCGACGGAGACCGAGCGUGGGGCAGCGGCCAGUCUGACCCGUGGACCCAGGAGGUGCACACCGUCCGCCUGCUUCUCACGAGUCGCUCCUGCGCGCGAAGGCGGCCAAGGACAUGGGCCCGGCAGAGCAGCCGACGGUCCUUCCGGACCCCCGCGACCCGGGCUCUGUGACCUUUGAGGACGUGUUUGUGUCCUUCUCGCCGGAGGAGUGGGCGAUCCUUGGGGAGACACAGAGGUUCCUGUACUGGGAUGUGAUGCUGGACACCUUGGCACUAGUGGUCACUGUAGUGGACGUGACCUUGGACGUGGACACAGCCAACAAUCACCUGUUCAUUGCUGAGGACCUGAGGAGCGUGGGCUGUGUGUCUUCCCCUCAGACACGGAGGGAGAGUGCCGAGAGGUUCGACCUCUCCAUGUGCGUGCUGGGCUCCCCACGCUUCACCUCCGGCUGCCAUUACUGGGAGGUGGACGUGGGGAGCUGCCAGGAGUGGGACGUGGGCAUCUGCAGCGACUCCGUGAAUCGGAAAGGGCCAAUGAGGCUGAGCGCAGAGUGCGGCUUCUGGACUGUGAGCCGCAGAGACUGUGACGGCUUCACCGCCAGCACCGAGCCCCCGACCUUGCUCCAGGCCCAGCCGUGGAUACAGCGUUUGAGCAUCUUCCUGAACGUGGAUUUGGGGAGCGUCUCCUUCUACAACACCACAGACGGAGUCCACAUCUUCACGUUCACCGAGAUCCCCACCGACAGCCGGCUGCGGCCCUUUUUCGCUCCUAGGAGAGCACUGGAUGGCCAGCAGGGCUUCCUGAGCCUGCCUGCUGUGGCAGCUGAGGGGCACUCUGCCCGCCCCAACCCCAGCCCCUCCAGCUCAGGACGGGUCGACCUCUGUCCACAACAGCCCGCUUAG